Molecule: messenger RNA, 1431 nt
Organism: Didymodactylos carnosus
Lineage: Eukaryota; Metazoa; Rotifera; Eurotatoria; Philodinida; Philodinidae
Source: the annotation of a GenBank genome assembly
AUGAGUGCAAAAUAUCGUGAGAAGAGAUAGAAAUGACCAUAUUCAAAAGAUUUGUCGUUUUUUGGGGGAGAAAAACUAGUCAGAAAUAUAGUAUUUGAAAAUUCUAUUCAUUCCCUAGCGAGGCUCAAAACCUCAUUCUAUACCUUCUCAGUACUGAUUAGGGAAUCUAUAGAAUCGCUCAUUCUGUACUUUCUCCACAACAUAUAUAUUUUUGUUUAUAUUCUUUCAGUUCAUAAUGUUGAUUGUGAUAGUCUUUCUCAAGAGUCAUCAACUUUGUUAAAUGACGAAAAUUUUGAUUAUCUGAAAAAAGCCAUUGAACAUUUUCCAAUCAGUUCAAAUAAAACAAAAUUAGCUGAUCAAUUUUCAACUCUUGCAUUAAAAUCAUCAUUAACAUCUCUUUUAUACAAAUUAGAUGAUCUCUAUAAUGAUAAUGAAGACGUAAAUGCUAAUAACGAUGAUGAUAAUAAAUUAUUGAAACUUCAACUUCAUUCAAAUUCUCGUGAUAGUGAUGAAUUAAAACAAUGUCGAUUAACAAUUAAAAAAUUAGAAAAAGAAUUAAAAUUCAAUCAGAAACAGAAUGAAUCAAUGAUUUCAUUUGAACAAUUUGAAGUCAUUUGUAAAGAAUUAGAAUUUGCUCUCUUUCGUGAGAAACAAGCACAAUCUAUAUUGAAUGAACAAAAUGAACAAUUACAACAAAUAACAGAUAUUCUAAAUAAUACACAAACAGCUCGAGAUCAGUCAAAUAGAGAAUUGACUAAUCAAGAGCAAAUAGUUUCUAAUUUAAACGAACGUGUUUGUGAUUUAUAUGAAACAAAUUUACAAAUGGUUGAUAAUUUACAACGAGCAGAAAAUACUAUAAGACUAGUUUUCAAAGAUAAAGAGCAACUGCAAUCUUAUUGUCAGUAUGUAUCAUCGGUUUUAACACAAGCUACAACAGAUAUGAUUCAAAAUAAAAAAUCUGGAUAUCUUUCAAAUUAUCUUCAAUCUAUUCUUAAAAAAAAAAUCGUACGCACAGAAAAUAAAAUAUCAUUAGAAAUUGAUUCGUUUGAAAUGAUGAUUAAUUUAUUUAUCUCGUUAUUUCGUCAAUUAAUCGAAAAACUUGUUAUGUAUGAAGAUGAAAUAUUGGCAUUGAAAAGACAUGCACAAAUUCUAACAGAUAAUGUUAAAUCACCUCCACAAUUAUUCAGAGAAAAUACAUUCAUUCAUAAUGAGAUAAAUUCACAGGAGGUAUCUUCAUCAGAUAUCGUACCAACAAAAGACAUAGCAUCGAAACAUUCAUCCUCAUUCGUUCAAGAUCCAAAACAAGAUUCAACAGAAUUAACCAAGAAUCGUACCCUUUUAUCCACCGUUCGUUUGGGUUCAACUGAAUAUUCAGCAUUCAAACCGAUCAGACCGGCUAGUUCAACGUCAUCAAUAAGUACAAAUAGUUAA